Messenger RNA from Drosophila subpulchrella, 1216 nucleotides. RefSeq names its product sesquipedalian-1 (gene IPIP). Gene Ontology annotation, cellular component: early endosome; trans-Golgi network; recycling endosome. Bases 163 to 1119 code for a protein of 318 amino acids. Gene Ontology annotation, biological process: retrograde transport, endosome to Golgi; receptor recycling; endosome organization. Lineage: Eukaryota; Metazoa; Arthropoda; Insecta; Diptera; Drosophilidae. The transcript is spliced from 5 exons. The record is from RefSeq and is a predicted model, not a curated record.
CCAAUAAACAUCGAUGUUUUUGAAAAAUAAUAAAUGCAUCGAUCAUCGAUGUUUCCGCACCUCUAAAGAAGAGGCCGACUAUUUGCCUCUUGCUUUCUCGUAGAGUUAGCGCUCGGUUUUCAUCCAUUUAUCGAUAUGGAAGCACUGUACUGACCAACAGCUAUGGGCGUAGCGUCUAUUCCGGCCUUACGAUUUUACCUGAAUAUCACAAUAAUCAACGAAAGAAUUGCGCCUACAUUGUCUUUGGAUGCAGGCAUGAAAAUCAACGAGAGGACCCUGAACGUCUUUGCGAAAACGCCGCCAUUUGACAUGGAAGGUUUCCUCAACAAACGGGGCGAGGUCAACAAGGCUUUUCAAAGACGCUUCUUCGUUCUUAAGGGCAACUUGCUGUUCUACUUUGAGUCGCGAGUGGACAAGGAUCCAUUGGGACUUAUCAUUGUCGAGGGAUGCACCAUUGAGCUCUCAAACGAAGUGGAUAACUACUGCUUCGAAAUAGCCUUCAACGGCAACCGCACCUACAUCCUUUCCGCCGACAACCAGGAAAGCAUGGAGACAUGGAUGAAGGCACUCACAUGCGCCGGCUACGAAUACAAGCGCAUCAUCCUAACCGAGCUAAAGCGCCAGCUAAACGAGAUGGAGGGUUUGAGAAAAAAAGUUCUUGGCAACGCUAUUAACGGACCACAUAGUGCCUCUGAGAUAGCAAAGCCCAGGCCUCCACCCAGACGGACGAAUCCCUUCAACAGACCCGCACCGCCUCCACCCAACAGUUCGUUGGAUGGAAUCAUGUCGCCCCUGCCGUUUAUUAAUGGAUACUUUGGAUCCGGCAAUGCGCGUAUGCAGCAGGAUGCUAAUGUUAACGGAAGACCGAGUGAAACGCCCAGAGAACAGCGUCGCCCCACAGCCGCCCCUGCUAUUGCUACAAACGUUUUUUACCCCGACGCAAAGAGUGUUGGAGCCAUUAACAACAACCAUAUCACCUUAAGCAGUGGUGAGCGACGGCUACGACGGGUUAGAGCGCUGGAUGAUUUUUCCCGCAACCACGAGCGCUUCCGACAGGAACUGAUGCCCGACGUUUCCGCCUAUCGCGGUCGCCAUGGACAACCCCUUAUACAGUUGUGAUGUAGGAGAGCGCUUAUCCAAUGUAUUAUCCGUCUUGCUUAAUUUCAAUACAUUUCCCAAGAUUUCACACCCUGACACUGUGCCAUCAGCGUCGAUA